Polistes canadensis is the source of this 4661-nucleotide messenger RNA. It is a transcript of the gene Npc1a, whose product is annotated as Niemann-Pick C1 protein. Gene Ontology annotation, cellular component: membrane. Bases 368 to 4510 code for a protein of 1380 amino acids. The transcript has 20 exons. The record is from RefSeq and is a predicted model, not a curated record. Gene Ontology annotation, molecular function: lipid carrier activity. Lineage: Eukaryota; Metazoa; Arthropoda; Insecta; Hymenoptera; Vespidae.
ACCAAGCUUGUCUGAACAGACUUCAUGCGUCAUAGAAACGAGUAGGGAGUAAUAUUUCCAUUGAAGAAUCUCGACUGGCAUGACAAGUUGAAUAUUGGACUAGUAUUAAUAUCGAAAGAGAAUUUCGAGAGGAGAGAUCAUCGCGAGUGUAUCAGUCGAGGAGAAACGGUCGUGCGGUGUGGAAAUAGUAAUAAGUUAUAAACUUAUGGCAACGCGUAUGACAUCGUGAGAAUUGUAGUGUCGACAGAAGAGGACGAAGAAGAAGGGGUGAAAAACAUCGCGUAAGGACGCGUAGCGUGAAGUUGUUUUUUUUUGGGAGGUCCACUAACAACAACAAUCAACAAAUUUGGUAAAAGAAAGUAAAAUUAUGUGGAUGUAUCGGACUUCUUGUGAAAAAGUUCGAGGUCACAGUUGGCGUUUGACAGGCAGGCCUUCGGCGUCUUCAACGAUGUCACUUGGAUCAACCUUUUUUAUUCUGAUAUCCUUGUCCUGGAUUGCGUGCGUUGUAAACAGCGCAGAUACCGAUCAUUGUAUCUGGCAUGGGGAAUGUUACAAAGAUGUAUCUACACAUAUCAAGAACUGCCAUUAUACUGGUCCUGCUCUACCAUUAGACGAUGAAGGACAAAAAUUACUUGCAGAACAAUGUCCGCAUUUAAUAACAGAUCUAAACAAACCAACUAAUACUUGUUGCGAUAUUAAACAAUUAGAAACAUUAAAGCAGAAUGUUAAACUGGCAGCAAACUUUUUGAAACGUUGUCCUAGUUGCUUAGAUAAUUUAUCUAAACAUUUCUGUGAAUUUACUUGUAGCCCUCAUCAAAGCAGUUUUAUAAAUGUCACAGAAGUAUUGAAAGAUGAUAAGGGUACCGAAUAUGUAAAUCAAAUAGAUGUAUAUAUAUCUAACAAGUAUCUAGAUGGAACUUAUAAAUCUUGUAACAAAGUAUCAGUUCCGAGCACGGGUCAACUUGCUUUAGAUAUCAUGUGUGGGGAAUGGGGCUCGAGUCGAUGUUCUCCACAGAAGUGGUUCCAUAAUAUGGGCGAUGCUGCAAAUAAUCUUUAUGUUCCUUUCCAAAUUACAUACAUCAAUACGGAUAAUCCUAUUGGUCCAUUCAAACCAAUGGAUCCAAAAGUCACCCCUUGUAGCAAACCAUUGAAUGCCCAAACUCCAGCAUGUAGUUGCGUCGAUUGCGAAGAUAGUUGUCCAGUUCCAAAGCCGCUUCCUCAACCUCCAGGACCAUUCAGUCUUUUUGGUUACGAUGGAUAUGAAGUUACUAUGAUAAUAAUAUUCAUUUGUGGAUCGGCUGUUUUCAUUCUAUUGGAAAUCUGUUUCAGUAAUCGACAAAAGAUUGUUGCACGAGGGGAGGAAGUAGGAAGACAGGUUGGUAGGCGCCUGGCAGCUGGUUUACACCACCCAGGAGAUGGGGCUCGUAUUGCUCUCGCAGCUGAUCAGGAAGACAGUCCACUACAAUCUAAACGUUCCAGUGUUAUAUCAGCUGAUGAAUUACCUAACGGUUUUGAAGACGCUCAAUCUACUUUUAUUGAAAGAUUAGGUGCAGGCACCGACAAAUUAUUACAAGAAUUUUUCUGUUGGUGGGGAACAGUUUGUGCAUCACGUCCAUGGUUAAUCAUUUCUUUGGGAUUUAUUUUUAUCGUCAGUUUGGGACAUGGAAUAAAGUACAUGAAUGUUACUACAGAUCCAGUUGAAUUGUGGGCGUCGCCACAUUCACGCUCACGCGUUGAAAGAGCAUAUUUCGAUGAACACUUUGAACCAUUUUAUAGAACGGAACAAAUUAUUAUAAGUACUGUGGGUUUGCCUAAUAUCGUACAUAAUACAUCUAAUGGGCCAAUAACAUUUGGACCAGUAUUUAACCAAGAUGUUCUUAAAUACGUCUUUACUCUGCAAGAAAAAAUAAAGAAAAUUGUAACUCCUAGUAAUCACACUUUAAGCGACAUAUGUUUUGCACCUUUAAGAAAUGCUUUCACCGGUAAACCGACGGUAGAAGAAUGCGCUAUUCAAAGUAUAUGGGGCUAUUGGCAAAACGAUUUAGAGAAGUUUAAUACUACGACUCUUGAAGACAAUUAUACUGUCAAUUAUUUGGAUCAUUUUGUGAUGUGUUCGCAAAACCCAUACAAUCCAGAAUGUCUUGCACAAUUUGGAGGACCAGUUGAUCCUGCUAUCGCUGUCGGUGGUUUCCUUUCACCUGGACAAGACUUACACAAUGCGUCGUAUGAAAAAGCCACAGCUAUUAUUCUUACUGUUCUUGUUAACAACUAUCAUAACAAAACAAAAUUGCUACCAGCUUUAGAAUGGGAGAAAAGCUUCAUCGAACUUAUGAAAAAUGCGUCGGCAAAGAUACCAAAUUUUAUGGACAUAGCAUUUACUUCUGAAAGGUCAAUCGAAGACGAAUUAAACCGUGAAUCUCAAUCAGAUAUAUUAACUAUUCUUGUAUCUUAUAUUAUUAUGUUUGCAUAUAUUGCAAUUUCACUUGGUCAAAUUAGAACUUGUAGCCGACUUUUGAUCGAUUCGAAAAUUACACUCGGUCUUGGUGGUGUUAUAAUAGUUUUAGCAUCCGUUAUUUGUUCUGUCGGUUUAUUUGGAUUUGUGGGUGUUCCAGCAACGCUUAUCAUAAUCGAAGUAAUCCCAUUCCUUGUACUAGCUGUCGGAGUCGAUAAUAUCUUUAUUAUGGUACAAACACAUCAAAGAGAAAGUCGAAGACCGAACGAAACGGUUCCAGAACAUAUUGGUCGUAUACUUGGUCAAAUUGGACCGAGUAUGUUACUUACAAGUGUUUCUGAAAGCUGUUGUUUUUUCCUUGGUGGAUUAUCUGAUAUGCCUGCUGUUAAAGCUUUCGCUCUUUAUGCUGGUAUGGCAUUGUUGGUAGAUUUUAUUCUGCAAGUCACGUGUUUUGUUAGCUUAUUAGCUUUGGAUACAAUUAGACAAAUGAACAACAGACUCGACGUAUGCUGCUUCAUUCGUGGUUCAAAGAAAGACACAGGCGAAGAAGUUGUAGAUGGAAUUUUAUAUAAAAUAUUUAAAGUUGGAUAUGUUCCUUUAUUGUUAAAAAAAUGGGUACGCACAUCUGUAAUGUUGAUUUUCUUCGGUUGGCUUUGUACUAGCAUCGCAGUCGUACCACAUAUCGAAAUUGGCCUAGAUCAAGAACUUUCUAUGCCUGAGGAUAGUUUUGUACUGAAAUACUUUAAAUUCUUAAAUAAUUAUUUGUCGAUCGGCCUACCAAUGUAUUUUGUUGUAAAAGGUGGUUUAAACUACUCCGAUACACGACAUCAGAAUUUAAUUUGCGGUGGUCAAUAUUGUAAUAGCGAUUCGAUAUCUACCCAAAUAUUUACUGCAUCUAAACUAUCGAACAGAACAUAUAUAGCAAAACCUGCUUCAUCUUGGUUAGACGAUUACAUAGAUUGGUCUCAGUUAGCUGGUUGUUGCAAAUACUUCAAUAAAAAUGAUUCAUUCUGUCCGCAUACUGAUUUGUCCAGUCAUUGUAAUAUAUGUAACAUAACUAAUAAUGCAUAUGGUAGACCAGUACCAAUGGAUUUCCAAAGAUAUAUAUCAUUUUUCUUAGAAGAUAAUCCAGACGAAUCGUGUGCCAAGGGUGGUCAUGCUGCUUAUGGUCACGGUGUUAAUUACAUUACUGAUUCAAAUACCGGUUUAUCUACAGUGGGGGCAUCGUAUUUCAUGGCUUAUCAUACAAUUUUGAAAUCAUCUGCGGAUUAUUACGAAUCGAUGAGAGCAGCUAGAUUGGUUUCAGCUAAUAUAACGAAUAUGAUUAACGAACAUCUUGCAUCUAUGGGAGAAAACAAAACCGUAGAAGUUUUUCCCUACAGUAUCUUCUACGUUUUUUACGAGCAGUAUUUAACUAUGUGGCCGGAUACGCUAAAAAGUCUUGGGAUUUCUUUAUUAGCCAUUUUUGUUGUCACAUUUUUACUUAUGGGUUUGGAUAUUUUCUCUUCUUUGGUUGUUUUGAUAACAAUCACUAUGAUUGUGGUCAAUAUCGGAGGAUUAAUGUAUUGGUGGCAUAUUACAUUAAAUGCUGUAUCUCUAGUAAAUCUUGUGAUGGCUGUAGGAAUAGCUGUAGAAUUUUGUAGUCACUUAGUCCAUUCAUUUUCCGUAUCUGUUAAAACAACUCGAAUUGAUAGAGUAGCAGAUGCUUUAACAAAUAUGGGAAGUUCCAUAUUCAGUGGCAUAACGCUUACCAAAUUUGGUGGUAUCAUAGUUCUUGGCUUUGCUAAGAGUCAAAUAUUCCAGGUGUUUUACUUUAGAAUGUACCUGGGAAUAGUCCUGUUUGGUGCUGCGCAUGGUUUAAUAUUCUUACCAGUGUUACUUAGUUAUAUUGGCUCACCCAUGAACAAAGAGAAGCUGGCCAAUCACAAGAGAGCAAUACGAGGAAAUUUGGACAGUGUGCAAGAGACUUCUUUAAAUCAUCGCGUAAGCAAACCCAAUUCUCCUCCCACACCCACCACAACUACACCUACCUUCAGAGUGAUUGAUUUUGAGAGAUAGGCGUGAUGUCACGCCGAGGGGCCUGGAGAAUCCAACACUGCGCCAACAGGUCUAAACAUAAUUCUAGGAAUCAGACGCGUCGCAACGUCAAAUCUCCUCUUCUCCAAAACGAUAUCUGUCAACAACCAACCACUUCCUACGCCAGUGUAAA